AUGAUUGGAGGCGAGCCAUAUACUUUAGGUCUCUUUGAUACUGCAGGUCAGGAAGAUUAUGACAGACUGAGACCUCUGAGCUAUCCUCAAACAGAUGUGUUCCUUGUGUGCUUCAGUGUGGUGAGCCCAAGUUCUUUUGAAAAUGUGAAGGAAAAGUGGGUACCAGAAAUAACUCAUCAUCAGCAGAAGACGCCUUUCUUGUUGGUUGGGACACAAAUUGACCUGCGAGAUGAUCCUGCUACUAUGGAAAAGCUUGCAAAAAUAAAGCAGAAGCCAGUCUCUCUUGAACAAGGAGAGAAACUUGCUAAAGAGCUAAAGGCUGUCAAAUAUGUUGAAUGCUCUGCUCUUACUCAGAAAGGGUUGAAGAAUGUUUUUGAUGAAGCCAUUCUCGCUGCCCUGGAACCACCAGAACCACCAAAGAAAAAGGGAUGCAGAAUUCUU
Molecule: messenger RNA, 441 nt
Organism: Iphiclides podalirius (scarce swallowtail)
Lineage: Eukaryota; Metazoa; Arthropoda; Insecta; Lepidoptera; Papilionidae
Source: the annotation of a GenBank genome assembly